Messenger RNA from Marmota flaviventris (yellow-bellied marmot), 410 nucleotides. The record is from RefSeq and is a predicted model, not a curated record. NCBI's taxonomy places the organism in Eukaryota, Metazoa, Chordata, Mammalia, Rodentia, Sciuridae.
UAAUCAACUAUUUUAGCAUCUCAUUUGCUACAAACCUCACCAUAUUUUAUUUGCUCAAGAUUGUCAGUUUCUCCAACUUUAUAUUUCUUCACUUAAAGAGAAGGGAGAAGAGAGUCAUUCUGGUGAUGUUGUUCCAGAUGAUGGUGGUUUUGUUUUUCAUCCUGCAGAGGCCACCAGAGGAGACCAUAUGGGAUGACACAGUUCCAGGCAAGGGAUCCACGAUCCAGCACCAGGCUUUACAUGAAAACCUGGCAAACUGUGGUCUCCUCUCUCUUGCUAUUUGCCACAUACUUUAUGUCUGCCAUUUAUUCGUCCUGAUUUGGGGAAACUGGAAGCAGAAACAGGUCUUCCUGUUGGUUCUGUAGCAGGUGAGAUGUUUUCUGAAGGAACAGAAACCUUCAAGUCUAUAG